AUGGACAAGAUUAAGGAGCGCAUGGUCGCCCUCCGCGCCGAGGCCGAUGAGGCUCACGAGCAGGUCGAUGAGCUCAAGACCCGAGUGAAGACACUGGAGCAGGAGAACCUGUCCAAGGAACAAGAGAUCACAUCCCUCAACCACCGCAAUCAGCUUCUCGAGGAAGAAGUUGAGAAGGCCGAGACUGCCCUGAAGGAGGCCAAGGAUGCUGCCAGCCAGAGCCUCCAGCACGACACUCAGAACGAGGCCCUUCAGCGACGAGUGCAGCUCCUCGAGGAGGAGGCUGAGGAGAACGAUAAGACUCUGCGUGAGACAAACGAGAAGCUUCGCCAAACCGACAUCAAGGCUGGUCACUACGAGCGGAAGGUGCAGGCACUCGAAGACCAACAUGCCAAGCUCGAGGAAAGAUACGAGGAGGCAAUCAAGGAACACACCACUGUCAAGAAGGAGCUCGACGACCUCGCUGCUCAGAUGGCCGACAUCUAA
Messenger RNA from Penicillium nucicola, 486 nucleotides. Its product is annotated as tropomyosin. NCBI's taxonomy places the organism in Eukaryota, Fungi, Ascomycota, Eurotiomycetes, Eurotiales, Aspergillaceae. The transcript is spliced from 3 exons. The coding region runs from base 1 to 486 and encodes 161 amino acids. The record is from RefSeq and is a predicted model, not a curated record.